AUGGUAGCCCCUGCUUCGAACGACGACGAUGAUGAUACGAAUACUACUAAAGGCGAGGACGUGAUCGACCGUUUACUCGUCGGGUAUAAACGUUUCCGUCGGGAAAAAUUGACGAAACGAUUGGAUUCAAAGUUGAAAACGCUCAGCCGGGAAGGGCAGCGCGGGUGCAAAGUUUUGUGCGUGUCGUGUUGCGACAGCCGGUACGACCCGACGCUCGUGUUUAACGCGGACCCGGGGGAGAUAUUUACCGUGAGAAACGUCGCGAACGUGAUACCGAGGUUCGUGAAGCACGAGGAUAAAACAGCAGAGACUGCGCACCACGGGACGUGCGCGGCGAUCGAAUACGCGGUGAAAUCGCUGAAAGUAGAAGCAAUCGUUGUUUUAGGGCACGCGCAGUGCGGCGGGUGCGCGCACGCGUUGAGUUUGUUCUCAGAGCCGGAGGAGGCAAAAGUCGAAAAGAAAGACGCCGACGUAGACGAGGACGACGACGGAAGCGGUUACGUGGACGCGUGGUGCGGGUUACUCAAAGAGAGCGUAAAACGCGUCUGCUCCGAGUACGACAAAGACGAACGAUUGAGACAGUUGGAACACGAAAACGUCCGACAGAGCGUGGAAAACGUGAAAACGUUCCCGUUCGUCCGGGAUCGAAUAGCCAAGGGCGAGUUGAAAGUCAGAGGUGGAUUUUUUACCAUCUUUAGCGGCGGGUUGUGCGUCAUGGACGAAGAGACGAAAGUUUUCGAGAGGAUCAAAGACGAUGACGAACACACACUCGAGAGCGAAGAAGAGAAAGCAGCCUCGAAAGCAGCGCCGGAGGUGGGUGGUGAAAAGGACGACGACGAGAACGUCGAUCCUCCUCCGCGAAGCGUCGUCGACGACAACAAAAGCAACAAGAGGCAAAAGAAAAAAUAG
This is a messenger RNA of Bathycoccus prasinos, 909 nucleotides long. Its product is annotated as carbonate dehydratase. Lineage: Eukaryota; Viridiplantae; Chlorophyta; Mamiellophyceae; Mamiellales; Bathycoccaceae. Bases 1 to 909 code for a protein of 302 amino acids. The transcript has a single exon. Gene Ontology annotation, molecular function: zinc ion binding; carbonate dehydratase activity. The record is from RefSeq and is a predicted model, not a curated record. Gene Ontology annotation, biological process: carbon utilization.